AAGACUAGUAUAAAGGUAACAUAUGCACUUUAGCAUCACACCAUUCUCUAAGCUUGGUGCUGUGCGAACCAUUCUGUAGCCUGAAUGUUUUCAUCUCCAUAGGUUGAGAGACUUAUCGGAGACAGAGACUCUUUGAGUUUUCCCAAACACUUCAAAUCAACCAUGGAUUCUCUGGCAAUUGAAACAGGUCAUCAAGAAAUCCAUGACGUUGAGAGGAAUGGGCAUGCUGGAAAGGCUCAGUGGGUGCUCAAUGCUCCUGAGCCACCUAGCCUGUGGCAAGAGCUCACGGGUUCCGUCAGGGAAACAGUUUUGCCUCAUGCCAGGAGAUUCUCAACUGUCAAGGACAAGGGUAGCCUUUCCAAGACUGUAAUUUCAUUCCUGCACACAAUUUUUCCUAUAUUUUGUUGGUGCCGGAACUACAAGGCAACAAAUUUCAAGAACGAUCUGUUGGCGGGUCUAACUCUCGCUAGUCUCUGCAUUCCUCAGAGUAUUGGAUAUGCAACUCUAGCAAAGCUUGAUCCUCAAUAUGGCCUCUAUACAAGUGUUAUCCCGCCUCUCAUUUAUGCUGUAAUGGGAACUUCAAGAGACAUAGCAAUUGGGCCAGUGGCUGUGGUUUCACUGCUCUUGUCUUCGAUGAUUCUGAAACUAGAAGAUCCUGAGGCUAAUCCAAUUCCUUACAGAAAUCUUGUUCUUACCACAACCUUUUUUGCAGGAAUUUUCCAAGCAGCAUUUGGACUCUUCAGGUUGGGUUUCCUUGUGGAUUUUCUCUCCCAUGCUGCAAUUGUUGGGUUUGUAUCAGGGGCAGCCAUUGUCAUUGGUCUUCAACAAAUGAAAGGGCUACUUGGGAUUGCUCAUUUCACAACUAAGACUGAUGUUAUCUCUGUAAUGGAAGCUAUUUGGAGAGCAGUUCAUCAUUCUUGGAAUCCCCAUAAUUUUAUACUCGGAUGCUCAUUCUUAACGUUUAUUCUAAUAACCAGAUUUGUGGGUAGAAGGAACAGGAAGCUCUUCUGGCUGCCAGCAAUUGCUCCUUUGAUAUCAGUUGUUUUAUCAACUCUUCUAGUUUACCUGACAAGAGCAGAUAAACAUGGGGUAAUGAUUAUAAAACACAUUAAAAGGGGCUUAAACCCAAACUCAGUCCAUCAGUUACAGUUCAAUAACCCACACAUCGGAGAAGUGGCUAAAAUUGGGCUAAUAGUCGCUGUCGUCGCACUCACUGAAGCAAUUGCAGUAGGUAGGUCUUUUGCAUCCAUAAAAGGAUACCACAUCAAUGGAAACCAAGAAAUGGUUGCCAUGGGAUUUAUGAACAUUUUGGGAUCUUUCACUUCUUGCUAUGUUGCAACUGGUUCGUUCUCGCGCAGUGCUGUCAAUUUUAGUGCUGGUUGUGAAACAGCUAUGUCAAAUAUUGUGAUGGCCAUCACAGUGAUCAUAUCCUUGGAAUUGUUCACAAGGCUAUUGUAUUACACUCCCAUUGCAAUCCUUGCUGCAAUCAUUCUUUCUGCUUUACCUGGACUCGUUGACCUUCAUGAAGUCUACAAUAUCUGGAAAAUUGAUAAGCUAGAUUUCCUUGCUUGCGCUGGGGCCUUCAUUGGGGUCUUAUUUGCUUCCGUGGAGAUUGGUCUCCUAGCUGCGGUGACGAUAUCUUUUGUGAAGAUUAUUAUAAUCUCAAUCAGACCAGGCGCGGAAGUACUUGGAAGACUCCCUGAAACUGAUAUAUUCUGUGAUGUUGAUCAAUACCCUAUGGCUGCUAAGAAUCCUCAGGUCCUCAUAACCCGUGUUAAGUCUGGUUUGCUUUGCUUUGCUAAUGCAAACUUUGUCAAUGAAAAGAUAAUGAAAUUGGCAACUGAAGAGGAAGAGGGCAGUAAAGGGAAAAGGACUAUUCAAGUUGUGAUUCUUGACAUGUCCAAUUUAACGAACAUUGAUGUAUCUGGAAUCGCUUCUUUGGUGGAAUUGCACAAGAAUCUUGCCUCGAGUGGAAUGGAGCUAGCCAUAACAAACCCUAAGUGGCAAGUGAUUCACAAGCUAAGGGUAGCCAACUUUGUGACCAAAAUUGGAGGAAGGGUCUUCUUGACAAUCGGAGAAGCUGUGGAUGAAUGUCUGGGCGCCAAAAUGGCUGCUGUUUAAGCAUGUGACUUCCAAUUCUGCUUUCUUUUAUCUUGUGAGUGUGAUCUAGUCCCCUGUGUCUGUGUUACUGGGACAUAAAUGAAGCUUCAUCUCCUCUACCUUCCUCUACCUAAUCCUAGCUAGGGCUCAAAAGUGGAAGUCCACGGCGGAGGUAGCAGCAAAGGUGAUUGUGAAAGUAGUUAAGUUGUGAUUUUAUGUAAGAAAGAAAUGUAACAUAAACCAUGACCUUUGUGAUAUGAAUGUUUCUAUCAAUAAUUUUAAACUCUUGGUCUUAUAA
Messenger RNA from Populus euphratica (Euphrates poplar), 2398 nucleotides. RefSeq names its product slufate transporter 2;1 (gene SULTR2;1). The record is from RefSeq and is a predicted model, not a curated record. Gene Ontology annotation, molecular function: secondary active sulfate transmembrane transporter activity. Gene Ontology annotation, biological process: sulfate transmembrane transport. Gene Ontology annotation, cellular component: membrane. NCBI's taxonomy places the organism in Eukaryota, Viridiplantae, Streptophyta, Magnoliopsida, Malpighiales, Salicaceae. The transcript is spliced from 12 exons. Bases 163 to 2121 code for a protein of 652 amino acids.